AUGCCCUCGAAUGCGUUAACUAGAUGUUGCCAUUUCGUGUCUUAUCAGACCUUCUGUCUAAAGAUAAGUUCAGGAUCAGAUGGCAGUGUGAAGGCUUGCAGGAGGGCAGCUUUCCUUUCAGCCGGGAUCUCCUCCCCAGAUGAAUCAGAACAAUCGAUCACUUCAGAUUCUUCAUCUACGUCGUUUACUUGCAACGACGUUGAAGGUGCUGAAUCUUCGUGUAGAGAUGAUACGGUCGUAUAG
Messenger RNA from Haemonchus placei, 243 nucleotides. The record is from the annotation of a GenBank genome assembly. NCBI's taxonomy places the organism in Eukaryota, Metazoa, Nematoda, Chromadorea, Rhabditida, Trichostrongylidae.